AUGUCUUCCCAGAGACUGGUUACUCUUCUCCUAUCAGCAGGCUACGCCCUGGCUGUGCCAACCCACGUCCUCAACACCGACUUCCCCGACCCAGCCAUCAUCCAAACCGACCAGGGCUACUACGCCUUCGGCACCCAGGGCAAUGGCCUCCGCGUCCAAGUCGCCCAUUCCGACGACUUCACCACCUGGUCUCUCCUCAACGGCACAGAUGCCAUUCCAGGUCCAUUUCCGGAGUGGGUGAACCAGGACAACCCGCAGAUCUGGGCGCCGGAUGUUAUUCAACGCGACGACACAUUCAUCAUGUACUACUGCGCCGUCUCGGACACAAACGGAAACAAACACUGCGUCGCAGCCGCAACGUCCUCCUCCAUCGAGGGGCCCUACACCCCCGAAGCAGACCCGAUCGCGUGCCACACGGACGAAGGUGGCGCCAUCGACCCAAUGGGAUUCCAAGACGAGGACGGCACGCGGUACAUCCUGUACAAAGUCGACGGGAACAGUCUGAACGAGGGAUCUGAGACACAUCCUACCCCGUUGAUGCUGCAGAAGCUGCAGAGUGACGGGCUGCGCCGUGAUGGGGACCCGGUGGCUAUCCUGGAUAGGGAUGAUGGGGAUGGACCGCUGGUUGAGGCGCCGAGUUUGGUGAAGGUUGGUGGGAUUUAUUAUUUGACGUUCUCGUCGAAUAUGUAUAAUACGUUGGCCUAUGAUGUGAGUUAUGCGACUGCGUCUGCGGUGGAGGGGCCGUAUACGAAGGCCAAGCACCCGGAUGCGCCGUUGCUUGUUAGUGGGGAUGCAGGCAGUGAUGGGGAUUUGGGGGGGCCUGGGGGUGCGGAUUUCUUGGAUGGGGGGAGGAUUGUCUUCCAUGCGUUUAACAAUGGGAGGGAUAUUGGGGAUGGAAGGGGGGUUUGGAUUGCUGAUAUUGCAGUUGGGGAUGGGAAGAUUACUGUGCAAUAA
Molecule: messenger RNA, 954 nt
Organism: Aspergillus puulaauensis
Lineage: Eukaryota; Fungi; Ascomycota; Eurotiomycetes; Eurotiales; Aspergillaceae
Product: glycoside hydrolase family 43 protein
Exons: 2
Coding region: 1-954 (317 amino acids)
Biological process (GO): carbohydrate metabolic process
Molecular function (GO): hydrolase activity, hydrolyzing O-glycosyl compounds
Source: RefSeq, a predicted model, not a curated record